Messenger RNA from Papilio polytes (common Mormon), 3124 nucleotides. It is a transcript of the gene mei-9, whose product is annotated as DNA repair endonuclease XPF. Gene Ontology annotation, cellular component: nucleotide-excision repair factor 1 complex. Lineage: Eukaryota; Metazoa; Arthropoda; Insecta; Lepidoptera; Papilionidae. The record is from RefSeq and is a predicted model, not a curated record. The coding region runs from base 432 to 3104 and encodes 890 amino acids. The transcript is spliced from 15 exons. Gene Ontology annotation, molecular function: single-stranded DNA endonuclease activity; single-stranded DNA binding; damaged DNA binding. Gene Ontology annotation, biological process: nucleotide-excision repair involved in interstrand cross-link repair; resolution of meiotic recombination intermediates; double-strand break repair via homologous recombination.
AAGUUUGUAACUGUUUUACAAACGUGAUCUUCUCUUUUUAGUCAUAACGUUGACUGAAGAAAUAAAAUAGCACAAAUAGGACUUUUAUCUAAUUAUAUUUAUUCCAAAACGAAAUUGUUGAUGUCAUUGCUGAUAGAUUGUCAAUAUCGAAUUAAGAGGUUAAAUUAUUUUUAAAGGGCAUUAUUUUAUUGUUAAUAUUGAAUAUUACAUAAAAACUCCAUUUGUUUAUUUAGUAUAGAAAAAGAAGUAGGCAAGGCCAGGUUUUAAAACAUGAGGCUGAUGUAAUAAAUUGAGCCCUGGAGUAAACAUGAAUAAGGGGUUAUGGGUAGAAAGAAAUACUAGAUAACAAUUAAAAUUAAGAUCAGUAAAAUAUUAAAAAUAAAAACGUUGCGGAUUUAAGAAGAAAUCAGUCUCUAAAAGUAAUAGUAAAUAUGGACACUCACAAUGAUGAAGAUCAAGCUUUAGAUAUUAACAUUGAAACUAAAUAUCCGUUGCUGCCUUUUGAGAAACAAAUUUUCAUUGACAUUCAAGAAAAGGAUGCUCUACUAAUAAUGGCAAAAGGAAUAAACUAUGACAAAGUUUUAGCCAACAUUAUCUGGGUUUACAAUGAUCCUGGUAACUUAGUUUUGGUUCUAAAUAGUAGUGAUGAUGAAGAGAAAUUAUUCACAACACAAUUCAAUCUACCUUCACUCCCAAAUGUUGGUACUGAAAGAGAAAAGACAUAUUUAGAAGGAGGUGUGUUUUUUGUUUCCACUCGAAUAUUGGUUGUUGAUUUAUUAAAGAAUAGAGUACCUGUUAACCACAUCACAGGUAUUAUUGUGUUAAGAGCACAUACAGUUUUAGAAUCAUGUCAGGAGGCAUUUGUGCUUAGAUUGUAUAGACAAAAAAAUAAAACAGGAUUUAUUAAAGCAUUUUCUAACUCGCCAAUAUCAUUUACAUUUGGAUAUAGUCAAGUUGAAAAAGUUAUGCGAGCACUGUUUGUAACAGAACUAUUCCUGUGGCCAAGAUUUCAUGGUGUAAUAAUAAAAAGUCUUAAAAGCAGACAGGCUGAGGUUGAGGAGAUACAAAUACCUCUCUCUGCGAAAGCAGCACAAAUUCAAGUGUGCCUCUUGGAUAUAAUGAAUAACACUGUUAAACAAUUGAAAAGUAUUAACAGGACACUUGAUAUGCAGGAAAUAACAAUGGAAAAUUGUAUAACAAAGAAGUUUCACAAAAUACUACAAUCACAACUUGAUUGUAUUUGGCAUCAGCUCAGCACCAGAACAAAGGAGUAUAUUCAAGAUUUAAAAGUAUUAAGAAGUAUGAUUAUAAAUUUGAUUCAUGAUGAUCCAGUGUCGUUCUAUGCUUUAGUAAGUAAAUAUAGAACACCAGAGUAUGCUAAGGUGAACUCUGGCUGGAUAUUGCUGGAUUCCGCAGACCAAUUGUUUGGAGCUGCAAGAGGAAGAGUCUACAAUACACGAAAUGAAUUUGAUCCAGAACACUGUCCGAAAUGGAAAUGUCUCAGUGAUCUACUAACCCAAGAAAUACCUAGAGAAGUAAAGAAAAAAGGCAAAGGGAAAUUAAAUAGUACUAAAGUGUUAAUCCUUUGCCAAGAUAAUAAGACAUGCUGUCAAUUAAAUAAUUACCUAUUAAUGGGCCCCAAUAAAUAUUUAUUAUACACAGCAUUCAGAAGGGAUUUAACUAUAAAUACAAUUUGUUCGAAAUAUAAUAGUGCAAAGAAGUCUUUACCAGUGAAAACGGAGAUUAAAUCAAAUAGUAGCACAGCGGAUGGUGAUGGAAAUGAUGGUGAUGAAGAAUGUAAUAGUGAUGAGAUGAUUAAAUCAAGUUAUGUGUUAACUUUGAGUCAGUUACCUGUUAAAAUGGAUACAUCAGCCGAUGAAAGUAUUUUUGAACCAUUAUCACAGUUAGAUGAUUUGAACCUAACAGAAAUAGAGACCGAAAAGCCUUUGAUUUGUAUUCAAACGUUUAAACAAAAUGGCAACGUGUUUUCUCUGGGAAUGACGUUGGAAACAUUACGGCCUGAAUAUGUUAUUUUGUACCACAGCGAUAUGUCCGCUGUACGGCAAAUUGAAUUAUUUGAAUGUAGGAAGAAACCUGAAGAACCAAAGACGAAAGUUUAUUUUAUUAUUCAUGAUAAAACUGUCGAAGAGCAAGCAUAUUUAACUUCAUUGAAACGGGAAAAACAGGCAUUCGAAUUAUUAAUUGAAACUAAAGGUGUGAUGGUGAUACCUUCAUAUCAAGAUGGAAAAACUGAUGAAUAUUUCAACCUUAAUGUUGAACCAGAAGAAAAUGUUUUAGACACACGAAAAGCAGGUGGACAGAGUCUGAACAAAGAGAAACCGUUGGUGAUAGUGGAUAUGAGAGAGUUUCGCUCCGAUCUUCCCUCAUUGUUACAUAAGAAAGGAAUUAACAUAGAACCUGUCACGAUUACUAUAGGUGAUUACAUCCUGACUCCUGAUAUCUGCGUGGAAAGAAAAUCGAUAUCGGACCUGAUCGGGUCAUUGAACUCUGGUCGGCUGUACGCGCAGUGCACGCACAUGUGCCGCAACUACACACGCCCCAUACUGCUCAUUGAGUUCGAUCACAAGAAACCUUUCCAUUUACAAGGUAGUUUCGUGGUGUCAACGGACCUGUCCGGGGCGGAGAUCCAGCAGAAGUUGCAGCUGCUCACCAUACACUUCCCGCGGCUCAAGCUGGUCUGGUCGCCCAGCCCGUACGCAACCGCCGAAUUGUUCUAUGAACUCAAGCAAGGCAGAAAAAAUCCCAACGUGGAGGAGGCGAUGGCUCUGAGCAAUGAGAACACAGCCGACGACAUGUGGUACGAACGAUACAACAUACUGGUACACGACUUUGUGCAGAAACUGCCCGGAGUCACUUCUAAGAAUAUUACCAGAAUCAUGAACAGAGGCCAAUCUUUGGACCAUCUAAUUACACUUACAAAGGAGCAAAUAACAGAAAUUGUUGAAAAUAAAACAGAAGCAGAAUUAUUGUAUUCAAUAUUGCAUGUGAAACCAAAGUCCGAUAAAAGUAAGGAAGAGAAACCAUACGGCAAGAAAAAGUUUGCAGGAAAAUUAUUCAAGAGUAAAAAAUUAGAAGCGAAAUAAAACACAUUUGCAUUGUUGUA